AAAAACAGUUCAUUUUUUCACAGCUUGAAGCUCAUCCGAAUUUUUCUCUGAUUCCGGCGGCGACCCACCACCACCCUUUUUAACCUAACAAAAUCCAUAGGAAAGGAUGUAUUUAUUUGGUUGAUUUGAUCGUUUUCCAGAGAGAGUUGAAAAGGGUUGUUGUGUUUGUUUGAGGAUGGAAGUUGGUUCGCUGACCUUCAGUUCCAAUCACUACUCCGGUGACGAGUUUGCGGAGAAUUUGAGCAAUGAUUUUGGGUCCAAGCUGAAAGUGAAAGAGGUUGGCUUUGACAAUCUGCCUGAGAACGAGCAAUGGCAGAGUAAUGAACAAGAGCCAGAGGAAGGAAAGGAUGAAGGGGAAGAGGAAGAGGAAGACGAGGAGGAUUUCUCUUUUGUUUGCUUAAAUCCAGAUGGAUCACUGAUUUCCGCGGACGAAGCGUUCUACAACGGACAGAUCCGGCCGGCAUUCCCGUUAUUUAACCAGGAUCUCCUCUUCGCCGACGACGAUGAAUCCUUGUUGAAGACUGUAGACGGCUCCACGCCUUUAAGGCCUCCAUUGAGAAAGCUGUUCGUCGAAGGACGCGAUUCAACGUCGUCUCCAUCGGACCUGGAGGUACCUCCCAGCAACUUGUCGGGGAGGAACGUGCAGGAUAUAUCGCCGAAUGCUUGUAACAAGAGCAACUCGACGGGAUUCUCGAAGCUGUGGAGGUUCCGGGAUUUGGUGCACAGGAGCAAAAGCGACGGUAAAGACGCGUUUGUGUUCCUGAACCAUGCGUCGACGUCAAAAUCACCCGCCAAGAAAACCGAGAAAAACGAGAAGGCAGAAAAAAAGGGGAAGGCGAAGGUAAACGGAGAGAAGGGGAAGGCGAAGAAAUUGAAGUUGAAGGAGAAAAAAACGGCGGGGUCGGCGGCGGAGAAGCAUUACAUGGAGGGAAGGGCAAUUCGGGAAGUGGAAAAACGCAAGUCGUAUUUGCCGUAUCGGCGAGAUUUAGUUGGGUUUUUCACCAGUGUGAAUGGGUUUAGCAGAAAUGUUCAUCCUUUUUAGGAUUCCGUAAUCAUAAUUUGGGAUCCAAUUAAGGGGACAAAUUUAC
Messenger RNA from Rubroshorea leprosula, 1088 nucleotides. The record is from the annotation of a GenBank genome assembly. NCBI's taxonomy places the organism in Eukaryota, Viridiplantae, Streptophyta, Magnoliopsida, Malvales, Dipterocarpaceae.